Messenger RNA from Stylophora pistillata, 1566 nucleotides. Its product is annotated as beta carbonic anhydrase 1. The record is from RefSeq and is a predicted model, not a curated record. NCBI's taxonomy places the organism in Eukaryota, Metazoa, Cnidaria, Anthozoa, Scleractinia, Pocilloporidae. Gene Ontology annotation, molecular function: zinc ion binding; carbonate dehydratase activity.
UUGGGUUGUCAUUUGGCACUGAAAUUUUCACCUGUUAGAUCAAAUCCAACUAUUCCUAACCCUACUCCUACUGGAAAUAGUUUUUACAAUCACUGAACGCCUAGCACAUUUGAUAUUGGCUGGUACCUGCGAGUUAACUUAAAGAGCUUGAGCUACAGUAUAGACAGGAAAUUGGAACUUUCACAGCUCAAAGUCUUUUCCCUGAGCCUCGUUGCUGUUUUCAUUGAAAUUCAAGAUGGAGAAGUUGCUGCAGGGUAUUUUAAAGUUCAGAAAUCUUGUGCGACCUUCCAUGCUGCCGCAACUAGAAAAACUCGCUCAUAAAGCCCAGCCACGUAUGCUCCUAAUUACUUGUAUGGACAGCCGUUUGUGUCCGACCAGUUUUACUCAAGCAGAUCCUGGGGAUAUGUUUAUCAUGAGAAAUGCUGGAAAUGUUGUACCGCACAAUCAGCUGUUUGGAGAAAACCAACAAAGUGUGCUUUCAGAAAGAGCAGCUUUGGAGUUAGCAGUUUCCACUGGAGUCAAAGACAUAGCAGUUUGUGGACAUUCAGACUGUAAGGCAAUGGACUGCCUGUACCACAUGUAUGACACCACAGACAAAGAGAAGCAAGAUUCUGAAACUUCUUGGGUAGCAAGUUGGCUCAGACGGUAUGCACAAUCAUCAUUAACAAAGUUUGAGAAGCUUGGGGUUCCUAUGGAUGGCAGUUCUAAGGAGAAAGAUAACUUAGAGAUAAUGUUUGAUAAAGAAAAGGAUAUGUCUGAUGUUGAUAAGCUUUCGCAGGUAAACGUGAUUCAACAAAUGCAAAAUAUAAAAUCAUAUGGAUUUGUAAGAAACAAACUUAAUGAAGGUUCACUUCAACUUUAUGGCCUCUGGUUCAACAUUGGUAAAGGUGAAAUGCUCAUGUAUUCAAAGACUCACAAGAGAUUUGUUCUCAUAAAUGAAAAAACCGCAUUAUCUAGUUAAUGAAGGAGGUUGUUUGGGUUUGACCAGUACUGGAAGUUUUUACCCUUAACACCCAGAAGUGAUUAAUAUACAACUUCUCCCUAUACAAUCCAUACAUUAGCCAACAAAUGGUUACUGAGAAUAUUCAAACUAAUCAAGUGGAAAUUGUUCUCUUGAUCUAACUCCAAAUUCUUGUAACUUAUUUACAGGGAUAUGUGUAGCAGAUAGAGAGGAGAAUUAACAUUCAGUUAUUCUAGAUUCCUAUAAAAGUCAGAAAUGAAAUGAUAAAAUGAAAUAAUUUUGAGUGAUAGGGUUGGACUGGGAGUAACAGGGGGGAGGGUCUGUCAGUAGGGGGGGAGGGGUUUGUCAGUAGUGCUCCCAGUACUUUACAAAUUGAAAUAGUCUCUAUCAUGUCAUUUAAGGCGUUUUUUGCCACCCAUUCUAUCAGAACUCAAAGCUGUUAUUUAGAAUAAGACAGUAAGAAUUCCUCAUUAUUUAUAAAAUUGAGUCAGUGAUUGAUAAAUCAUAGGGUCUACAGAUACAGUGUAUGAGUUCAAUUUGACUCAGUCUGAAAAAGAAUAAAUUUUCGUACAUGUUCAAAAAUCAAAGAGAGAUAAAAGGACAAA